This is a messenger RNA of Belonocnema kinseyi, 4441 nucleotides long. Its product is annotated as ATP-binding cassette sub-family G member 1. Lineage: Eukaryota; Metazoa; Arthropoda; Insecta; Hymenoptera; Cynipidae. Gene Ontology annotation, cellular component: plasma membrane. The coding region runs from base 606 to 2531 and encodes 641 amino acids. The record is from RefSeq and is a predicted model, not a curated record. Gene Ontology annotation, molecular function: ABC-type transporter activity; ATP hydrolysis activity; ATP binding. The transcript is spliced from 10 exons.
UGAGUGUGACGUCACUAUUGGCAUUCUGACCCAUUCUGACCCUUUCUAACGUGCACUUAUAACAGUUCACGGUAGGGUAGGAGGAAGAAAUUGAAUUCUGGAAGGGAAGGAAACAAGCGCUGGCUGUUGGCAUUUCUCUCCAGCAUUUUCACUACUCCACACGUGCUAGAGCUAGAGGCUCCAGUCUUGUUCGGGACUCCGGUUAUAACGGGUGAUACUAGAUGAUACGUUCUCAACAUCAUAAUAAUAAAACCUCGUUUAUUAUCUGCUAUUUUUGACUCAUCGGCCUCAUCCCUGCGGAGUUUCCCAUUUUUAUGAAAUAAAUAAAUGCUUUAUUUACUCGAUCGAAAAAGUACGCACAUGUGUGAAAACCAGGGCACAGUGAAUCACGGUGACCUCGUUUGUUUUUUGUCGCUUGACAGCAGGAAGUGCUUCUAUAAUUUAUUCAACCUGAAAAAGAUGCUGGCGUGAUAAGAGAGACUCACGCAGAGUCGAAAAACUCGAGGACCAGUCAUGAAUCUUCGUAAGUGACGAGAGAAGUAUUGUGGAAUUGAAAGUGAACCCUUGGUGAUUUAGUGAAAUUUCAAGUCUAUUUUAUUAUCGAAAUGUCGACGAAUCAUUCAAAUCAUUGCUCGCCGGCCCGUUCCUCAUUGAGCUGUUGUCAAGUGAACAAUACUAGUCAAAAUGACGUGAACGAGACUUGCGUGCCUGGAAAUAAUAAUUACUUCAUGCAGGAGAAGCAUUCGUUCCCUAAGAGGCCGGAAGUCGAUUUAUCCUUUCGGAAUAUUCGGUACAAUGUCAAGCAAUGGAGCCUCAGAAAAAUAUUUCCACAAACAAAUGAGAUUCUUCAUGGAGUCAGUGGUGAUUUUAAAGCUGGAGAGUUAACGGCGAUUAUGGGACCAUCCGGUGCUGGAAAAUCCACGUUAUUGAAUGUCCUUGCAGGAUUUACUGUUCAAGGUGUAACCGGAGAAAUCCUAGUGAAUGGAAAAAAACGUGUACCACACAGUGAAAGGUGGAGAAGAACAUCGUGCUACAUACAACAAGACUCUCUACUGAGAACGAGACUUACAGUGGGAGAAGCCAUGACUCUUGCCGCUCACCUCAAACUGGGCUGCUCUAUCAGUGCUGCCUAUAAACACACUCAGGUUCUAGAACUUCUGGAAAUUCUUGGAUUGAGCCAGAGCUACGAUACCUUGUGCGGCCGGCUAUCAGGCGGGCAAAAAAAAAGAUUAGACGUCGCUGUGGAGCUUCUCAGCAACCCAUCAGUAUUAUUUCUUGAUGAACCUACCACUGGUCUAGACUCUGCUUCCUGCAGCCAGUGCAUUGCUCUCUUGCAGCGAUUGGCAAGAGUUGAACGACGUACAAUUGUCUGUACGAUUCACCAACCCAGUGCUCUUCUUUUUGAAAUGUUUGACCAACUGUAUGCUGUCGCCGAGGGUCACUGUAUAUAUAGAGGCCCUAUACAUUCAUUAGUACCACAUUUAGCUUCUGUUGGAGCUCAUUGUCCACCCUAUCACAACCCGGCUGAUUUUCUACUGGAGGUAACGAUUGGUGAAUAUGGAGUUUCAAUAAGUAAGUUAAUUGAAGCCGUUGCAAAUGAUACUUCAAAAAAGAUAAUCUUCCCAGCUUUAAAACCAUCGUUGGAUGCUGAUAAUGAUCUACCACAUGAAAAACCUCUUCCACCUGCCGGAUUUUUGGCCCAAUGUUAUCUACUCUACAAAAGACAGUUGAUCUGCUUAAAAAGAGAUUACACGUUAAUGGUCGUUCGUAUCCUUUGUCACCUGUUGAUUGGUGUGAUUUUUGGUUAUCUCUACAGAGGAAGCGGAUACCGAGCCGAUGGCGUCUUUGCUAAUUAUGUUUAUUGCUACGGGUCACUUUUGUUAAUCGUCUACACUGGAAAAAUGGCCGUCACUCUUGCUUUUCCUUUGGAGAUGCAAAUACUCACACGAGAACACUUUAAUCGAUGGUAUCGACUCGCUCCAUAUUAUAUUAGUCUGCUUCUUAUUGAAGUACCAUUUCAAGCUGCCUGUGCGUUGACUUACCUGACAGUUAGUUAUUGGUUGACUGGUCAACCGAUAGAAACUCAACGAAUUGUUUAUUUCAUGCUGGUCAGCAUUGCUGCAAGUUUGACUGCACAAGCUUGGGGCUUUUUCAUCGGUGCGACAACUCCAGUACGAAUCGCAGUUUUCGCUGGUCCAAUCAUCGCUGUCCUCUUUUCUGUCUUCGGUUUUUGCAUCCGCUACAUGGACACGCCAAAAGCUUUUCGCUGGAUUUUCCACAUCUCCUAUUUCAGAGCUGGAUUCCACAGUCUUCUCUUCUCUGUCUACGGCUUCGAUCGAAUGGAUCUCAAAUGUGAAAAUCCAAAGGAAGUGAUCGCCUACUGUCAUUACAAAAAAGGCAGCAAAUUCCUCACCGAUAUGGAGAUUGCAGACACGAACGUUGUGAAUAAUUUGGUCCUGAUUGUGGGCAUGGGAGUCCUGAUGCAUCUCCUGACUGCGAGUGCUCUCUGGUGUAAGCUUAAUAGAAGAUGAAGUGAUUUGGUGAAAUGUGUUUGGUGGUUCAGUAUUCACGUCGAGCGUUUGCUAGUCUCGUAAUGAGUUAGUUCUUCCAGUUUUUGGAAAUUUCACGUCUGUGACGAAGAUUUCUCUGCAUGAAAAAAGCAGCGAAUUGUUACUAGCGAGAAAUAUUGACUUUUUUUUGCAGCUUUAUGCUUUCUUACAGUUAGCGAAGAUGAUUUUUAGGAAUAGAUUAAAGAGCUUUUAAAUUCGAAGGCUUUUGUAGAUAAAAUAUAAAAAUAAUGCUACUUAAAUAGCUUCCAGACUUGAGAGCUUAUCUGCUUAAAAAUUUUAAAUACUUAAAGGGUGAUUGCUAUAAAGUUGACCAUUUUUAGCCAUUUGUCACUUUUCAAUUCAAUAAUACAUUUUUCUAAAAUUAUUUCAGUAAAGUACGUAGUAGAUAAAAGCACAAUUAAUUAAAGUUCCAAAAUAAUAGAAGACUUCUUCGUCUGAAAAUUACAAAUAAAAAAAACGCAAUUGCCUUUCACGCACUUGACCCAAACUACAAAUUUGAAAUUAUAUUAUAUUGAGUGGAAAACGAUGAAAUUCACUUUAAAGUCUGUUCUGUGAAUUUGUCUGGCCACGCUGCAUUGCUUUUUUAGGAUAUAACUCGAAAAUUAUUAUUCGAAAUAUUCAUAAUUUGAGUUAAAAUGGUUAAAUUUAUGCUCCCAAAAUCCUACAUAUGCUUAGAAAAGAUUUUUUAAAUUUUCUUUUGUUUAUCAUUGUCACAUGCCAAAAAUCUCAAUCAAGAAUAUUUAACUUUUUUGUCAAUCACCCUGAAAAACUUUCCACUAGUAGGUUCUUAAGUUUUUCUGUAACUUCUUAAAUUUGCAUUAAUAUUUUGUAUCCCAUGAUCAAAUACUUAAUGUAUUUUUAUAUUGAUAUUACAAUGACGGAAGCUUUUGUACUUCUCUUUUACAAUGAGUAAUAAAGCAAGAACGAAUUUUAAGAAUUGUUCAAAUGGCCAUAUCAGUUUUGUAGAAGCCUAUAGAAACUGUGAUCCGAAUAUUAAAGAUUUUUCAAUAACCAAACGAAAAAAUGACGCACACCGGUGAUUUUGUAUUUAUAUUGAAAACUAAUCUGUAAAUAUGUUUUUUUUUUGUAAUUUCGAAUCUCAUUAGAAGAUGUAAAAAAUUAAUGAGCUCAUGUUUUGAACUGCUUACGUCUUGCAUCUGCAGGGAAAGAAAAUAAAACGGGCAGUUUGUCUAUUUAAAAAAUAAACGGCCGAGACUUACAGUAAACUUAAUUUUGAAUACUUAAUUUUCAAACACAAAAACGAAAUGUGUCAAUUCGUUGACUUUGAUUUUUCGAAACAGGGUGUUUCUAUAAAAUGUAACUUUUCUACGUGAGCUCAAUUAUUUAUUUGUGUAUAAAAAUUCUCUGAAAUAUUGUGCGGAGAAUUAUGCAUAAAUAUAUCCAGUAAUUUAUAAUUUAUAAUAUAUUUAAUUAUUGAUUGGGAUCUAAAUUCUUAGACUGCAGCGCAGUAAAGAUUUCAGAUGUCAAUUUUGAGAAAAAGGUUUAUCUGAAAUUUCUCGAAUUCGUAAAUUUAAAAAUUUGGAAUUUUCAGAAUGAUUUAGAAUACGAGGCAUUUCAGAUUUACUUUUAGAGAAUGUAUAUAUACUAUGUGACAGAUUCUUAAAUUAUUUACGAAGCCUAUAAUUAAUUUUUGACAAGAAGCUGACUACGAGCUAAACGAAUGCCUUACUUACAGUGUUUUUAUCCAUUUUUGUUUUUUAAUUACGACGUGUCUCAAUAAUAUAAAGAAGAGAAAGAGAGAGAGAGAGAGAGAGAGAGAAACUUUAAAAAAGUUUAUAUAUGUAUUCUGUGCUAUAUAAUGUAAUAAGUGAUUCAUUGUAAUAAAGAGAAAAUUAGUAAACAAGGUUAAA